Gadus morhua (Atlantic cod) is the source of this 2469-nucleotide messenger RNA. It is a transcript of the gene slc25a15b, whose product is annotated as solute carrier family 25 member 15b. The record is from RefSeq and is a predicted model, not a curated record. Gene Ontology annotation, molecular function: L-ornithine transmembrane transporter activity. Bases 288 to 1199 code for a protein of 303 amino acids. Gene Ontology annotation, cellular component: mitochondrion. Gene Ontology annotation, biological process: mitochondrial L-ornithine transmembrane transport. Lineage: Eukaryota; Metazoa; Chordata; Actinopteri; Gadiformes; Gadidae. The transcript is spliced from 7 exons.
CAACAUUGACCCUGAACUCCCCAUUCUCCGGACCGGUUGCAGCGACCACAUCCAUGGUGGUGACCUAGCUGGGAUCUGGAAGAGGGAGUUCAAUCAUUCACAUUUUACUCUUAAAAGACAGGAUCAUGCGAUUUAUGAGAUCGUAUGUCCUCCCAAUGAAGAUGUAUUUAGACAAAUGAAACAAACAAAAUAACACACCAGCGGCGAAAACCAUUUGUAUCUGAAACUUCAUCCCCUCGUUGCCUCCAGGUAUUACCCCAUUCAGUAGAGCCUGAUAAACGGACACCAUGAGUCCUCAUCCAGUGGUCCAAGCCAUGAUUGAUCUCUCUGCUGGGGCUGUGGGGGGCACUGCGUGUGUCCUGAGCGGGCAGCCCCUGGACACGGCCAAGGUGAAGAUGCAGACCUUCCCCACCAUGUACAGGGGGUUCCUGGACUGUGUGACGUCCACCUACAGACAGGUGGGGAUGAGGGGUCUGUACCAGGGAACCACGCCGGCGCUGGUGGCCAACAUCGCGGAGAACUCGGUGCUGUUCAUGAGCUACGGAUUCUGCCAGCAGUUCGUCAGCUUCCUGGCCGGGAAGCCCAAAGAGGCGGGCCUCAGCGACGUGCAGAAGGCCUGCGCUGGUUCAGUGGCCUCCAUCUUCUCCUCCAUGGUUCUGUGUCCCACUGAGCUCGUCAAGUGCCGGCUCCAGGCCAUGUACGAAAUGGAGGCCUCCGGCAAAAUCACCAAGGGUCAAAACACGGUGUGGUCGGUGAUGAGGACCGUGAUGAGGACCGAGGGACCCAGCGGCUUCUUCCUGGGUCUCACCACCACCAUCGCCAGAGAGAUCCCCGGGUACUUCUGCUUCUUCGGGGCCUACGAGCUCUGCCGCUCCUCCUUCGCAAGCUACAUGAAAUGUGAAAAGGACGACAUAGGUGUGGCCCCCAUCAUGUUCAGUGGGGGGUUCGGGGGCGCCUGCCUGUGGCUAGUGGUCUACCCUAUGGAUUGUGUCAAGUCCCGCAUCCAGGUCAUGUCCAUGAGCAGCAAGCAACCUGGGUUCUUCAAAACCUUCACGGCCAUCGCACGCGCGGAAGGCGUGAGAGCACUGUACUCCGGGCUCACCCCCACCAUGAUCCGCACCUUCCCAGCCAACGGUGCCCUCUUCCUGGGCUACGAGCUCAGCAGGAAGCUCAUGAUGAAGCAGUUUGAUGACGUUUAAUCUACAGCCGACCACUCACUCCUCCACACAUCAAGCGUUGACGUUGGGACCCCCUGACUCCACCAGGAUUCUGGAGGGUGUCUACCUGCCAAGUCAUGGUCCUGUGUUCUUCUCCACAGGGCUUCAUGGUGUCAUGGGCAUUCUGUGGGCUCCUCUGUCUUGUUCGUGCCCUUUCGAAAAAGAAGCACACUCCCCUUUUUCUUUUAAAAAUGUUAGAGCCCACAAACAUUCCCGUCAGAUAGAAUCGUGUUUUUAAAAUAUCUAAUUUGUACAGUCCAAAUUUAUACAUGGUCUCUUCUCCCUUUGCGGGACAUGGUAUUGUUUUAACACUCCAUUGUUAAUACUGAAUGAAUUGUGAUUGCGUCUAAUACCUCAUUAGAAUUUAACUGUACUUCCGUUCUCUACUGUACGCACAAAUAACGGCUGCUGCUCAACAUUGAAUGGGAAGACGUUGUACGUCCUCACUCUCAUAUCCGUUGCUGCUCAGAGCAGGCUACCGUGUUCCUCUUCCCUCUGCAACAGCUCCACCUAGAGGAAGCUGUUGUGCCGUGAACUGCAACUGUAAGUGCAGUAAUUAUCAGACAGAUUUGUCUUUUUUUAAUGAAGCUUUAAAGCUCGUUCAUCCAGAGGGCGUUGAUGUGUUUUAUUUGUGAUUUUUAAUAAAAAUAAUAUUGAUUUAAUGUGAAAGGGUUUACGUUGAUGUCCUUCUCUUGGUGGCAUCAGAUAAAAAAAUGGUGAGUUUGACAGGAGUUUGAACCAUGCAGGUCUUCUUAUGGAUCUGGCACUCCAAUUUAUAUGAUCAAACUGUGGUUAAGCUUGUUGCCUUUUCAGUCACUGCCAUUUUAAUUGUUUUUGCUUUAGACCAAAAUGGCUUUGAUAGCGCUUUUUGUUUAUCUUAUUGUGUUGCUCUUUUUUUUGCCUUCUAACAGUGUUGAUUUACAGUAAGUGUUAACUCAAGUGUGCCUCAUUCAAGAAAAUGAAUAACAAUGUUUUAUAGAAGUUGUAUGACGGAUAGGUAUUGGGUUAUUUCCGUGUGAUGUAUGAUCUACAUUAAAUUAAGUGAAUUUUAAAUCUGGUUUAUAUUUUAUAUUGUUCAAUUCAAAUUGUGAGUGAGUAGAGAUUAUAUACGAUUUUUCAUAUUUGUAGAUUUGACAGACAAACAUAAUAUUUUCACAUUAUAGGGAUGUCCUGAUCCAAUCGGUAUUGGUGGGACAAAAGGCCUGUUCAUGGUCAUCAUGGUAAUAAAUCGUACGCGUGUUCCCGACAGCGA